AUGUCUAAUUUUUGGAAAGAGAUCCAAAACUAUUCUGGAUGCACAGAUUUCGAAUAGUUACAGUAUUAUCUCAACCUCAUCUAUAAAUAUCAAGUUUAAUUGGAGGACUUUUAAACUAUGCACCCUGUGUAUCUAGCAAAAUUACUGCAUAUACACUAAUUAGCAAUACAAUAUUAUGAACAUUCCACUGAAGAGUUGAUUGAGUAUGAAAAAUACAACCAAAAAAUGACAUAAGACAUUGUGGAACAAAUCAGAAAAACGGAAAAAAAACUUUUAGAGAGCAAAGUAAAUAUAAAGGCAGCACAAAAAAAACUGUCAUUAGAAUUGAAUCAGAAGGAAAUAUUUAUGCAGAAAAUUAUAAACACCCAAUUAAUCUAAUGUCUUUAUUGUGAUAAGGUGGUCACAAACGAGUCUUAGUUUGAUUUACAUAUGAAAUAAUAUCAUAAAGGGGAAUUCAAUAAAAAAGAGGUCAAUACUAUCAAUCAAGCUUUGCAAAAUCAGUUAUUGACAUAGCAAUUGAGUAACAAAGUUAUCUAAUAAAAUCAACAAAAUUAUAUAGCCUUAAAUUAUCAACUGCUUUAAUUCACUAAAGAUCAAUUAUCAAGAGAAACAACAAACUUCAUGGGAAAUACGUUAGAAGUCACUGGAAAAAUAAAAGAUAUUGAUCAAACUUAUACAAAAGAAAUAAAGAACUUGGAAGAAGAAAUCAGCAAUAAACUGAAUUUGAUUUAACUUAAUGCCGAAAAAGAAGAAUAAAUAAGAGAAUAACAAGCGAAAGAAAAAGUAGCAUAAAUGGAAGAUAAAAUACUCCAAGAAUUUGAAAAAUCAAAAUCUCAUCUUUUGAAAUCGAAAUAACUUAAUACAAUGAAAAAUCUAGGGAAAUCUCAAGAAAGUGCAGUCAAUGUCUCUCAACAUCAUCCAUCUGUUGCUUUCUACUAAUCAUCUUAGCUUCAUAGAGGAUAAACAGGUAUUCAUAUCAAAAGUCUUGCAAAUAUUGAAUAGGAUGAAUUAAUUGAAGAUGAUCAACAUUAUAAAACUAGUUUACAACAAUUCAAAAUUCAGAUUAAAAAUCCAGAAUCAGACUCCCAUCUGCAAGGUCAAUUUGAAUAAUCAUAAUUGUUAUCUGAUUCUUUAUAAGGAAGCUAACGCAUAUUGGUUCAACCUUAAACUGAUGUAUUAUAAUAAUCAAAAUUCUCAAAACCACUUUACAAGAAGAACUCUGGAUCUGAAGAGGAUUAAUCAUUUAAUAAAAAUGAAAAUCUAUAAUCUUAAGACAAUAUUGAUUAUCUGAUUGAAAAUCUUGAUAUAUACCGCAAUGCAGUUGAGUCAUAAUAAAAUAUGCUGUUUGAAUUGUUAUAAAAUAGAAAUAAAGGUUCGAGAUCUACAUAUACAGACAUUUAGAAAAAACAUUAUCGAUAAAUUUUGGAGAAAAAUAUAGAGUAAGACCUCAAAGGGAUUGAAUAAUAUGAUCUUAAACAUUUGAGAAAGAUUUAUGAUGAAUUGAAUAAAUAACUAAAGGAUUAAUAGGCAAAUGUUGAUUAAAAACUCUAAUUAUACUCACUUAAUGAGGAAUCUCGUACUCCUGAGGAUAUUGAUUCUCUAAGAGCCACAUAAUUUUUAAAUAUCAAGUCUAUAAAAAAUAGUGGGAAAAAUCUUUAAAAUCUAUCCUAGAAUUGA
Molecule: messenger RNA, 1677 nt
Organism: Paramecium tetraurelia
Lineage: Eukaryota; Ciliophora; Oligohymenophorea; Peniculida; Parameciidae
Exons: 4
Source: RefSeq, a predicted model, not a curated record